Venturia canescens is the source of this 3982-nucleotide messenger RNA. RefSeq lists its product as uncharacterized. The coding region runs from base 543 to 3614 and encodes 1023 amino acids. Lineage: Eukaryota; Metazoa; Arthropoda; Insecta; Hymenoptera; Ichneumonidae. Gene Ontology annotation, molecular function: zinc ion binding. The transcript has 6 exons. The record is from RefSeq and is a predicted model, not a curated record.
UUUGUGAAAACCAUGGGGUUAGUUUACCCUCAUCGCAAUCGGUUCGCGAGUAUUUGUUAUAUCACAGUGUCUACCCGUCCGGGUACCGUACGUUUAAAAUAAGGUUAUUCGUACGGAAUGUGUAUUUUCCAGAAUAUGUUGGCGCAUGCGCUAUAAGUCCGAAGUGCGUUCGUGCUGCGACGUUUGCUCGCUCGCGUCUGGUGGCUUUCGGCGGCCAUUGUUUUUUCAUUGUUGCAUCAGCCUUUGUCGUUUUAACGUGCGUCAAGAAAAAAGUGUUUCUAACGAUUGUUAGUUUUACAGUUUUGUACUAUUAGAGUUUAUUCCAUUCAACAAUUUUAUAUUGGUUUUGUGUGGUAUCGUUGUUUUUUGCGGUUUGAUUUUGCAAAGAAUUUUCGAGGUUACUGUGUACUGUGAACGACGCGGCACGUGUAUGACACGUGCGUUUACUGUUCCUGAAUAAUCAUUUCAUUUCUUUGAAGCGAACUUUUUUUGAGCCUGUAUAACGCUAAACUAAAACUCCAUCGGGGUGAAAUUUCGUAGAAAUGGAUCGUGAAGAUGAAUCAGAUGCGAAUGAUCUAAAUCCAUCAGAUGACAGUGAUUUUGAGCCCAUUUCUGAAUCCAGUAGAUUUGUGAACAAUACUGCAAAAACCCAAGACAAAUUUUGCGUUGGCAAAAAGUUUAAUUCGUUUGAAGAUUUGGAACAAAGUAUCGAGCAGUAUCAAAAGGAGAUCAACACCUUUUUUUACGUCCGCGAUUCGAUAACCAUUCCGCAAGCCCGGAAGAAACGCAUUAAAAGAUGUAUCAACGAAAAGUUGAAAUAUUAUUUCAUUAAAUACUGCUGCAUUCACGGCGGUAAGAAUUUCGUUUCGCAAGCGACAGGUGUCCGUUCAUCUUCAACAUUCCAGAAGAAGUGUACGUCGUAUAUCCGGGUUGGAUUGAGUGCCUGUGGCAACAACUUGAUUGUUACUGCAAUGAAUAAUGUACACACCCACAAAUGUUCGAAGGAGUUGUUCGUGCAUUUGCCGCGAGCCCGAUCAUUGUCGAAAGAAGAGAGAAAACAAGUUGCCAAAUUGUUGGACGUGGAUGCCAACAAGAAAAAAGUCUCCGAACUUAUCCAGGUUCAAACGGGGAAGAAAGUUCUUCUCAAAGAUUUGCACAACGUGAACUCGGCAUCUCGAGAAGACGAUAACAACCUGCAGGAAACGAUUGCCAUGUUACAAGAAAAGUAUCAUGCUCAAUGUUACGUUUACGAAGAAGCGAACACAUUCAAAGGUUUAUUUUUUGUGACUCCGAAUAUGAAAAGAUCGAUGGAAGCAUUUCCAGAAUUUGUCGGAAUUGAUGGAACUUUCAAAUUGCUCAACAUUCGAGCACCCAUUUAUUUAAUGGUAGUUGAGGAUUCGGAAGGUUCAACAGAAAUUGUUGGCGUUUGCAUUUUGAUGUCUGAAGAUGCCGAUAGUAUCAGAUGGAUGAUUCAAUCCUUCAAAAAAGCUCAUCCCUCAUGGUCGAAAAUCAAGUGUGUCAUGGCUGACAAAGAUCUUCUCGAACGAAAAAUUAUCAAAGAGGAGAUACCGUUCGCAAAUGUGCUGAUUUGUGUGUUCCACGCCUUAAGAACGUUUCAUCGCGAGAUAACGUGUGACAAACUCGGAAUAACGUCUGGACAGAGGGACACGGCUAAAGAGAUUAUCCAAAAAAUGGUCUACGCUCGUAGCGAAGAACAAUAUCAACAGCUUUAUCAGGAGUUGAACAAGUUGCCGAAUUCUAUUGUGGACUAUUUCAACUCGAACUGGCAUGAAAUUCGACAUGAAUGGUCGAUGUCCAACAAUUUCAUGCAGAGCAAUUUCCUUAAUAUCACGAACAACAGACUUGAAUCCCUCAACGCCAAAGUGAAGAGCGUUGUAAAGCGGUACACCACGCUUGAAGAUUUCGUCAGAAGCUUUUUCAUACUGGUCAUGUGUUUGAACGAUGAGCGUGAUCAUAAGGCAGCUUACACGUACCAAAAAAUUGCUGUUCAGGCAUUCGAUGCAGAAAGUCCUGAAUAUUUCUUUUCACAUUUGCUAACGAAAUAUGCAUUCCGAUUUGUUGAAAAAGAACUCCACCCGGAAAACCGUACGGAUUUUACUAUGGUUGAAGGAAAUGACGGUUUCUUAACUCGAAUUGAUGGAACAACGAUCCAUACCAAUUCAGAGUUGUGCGACUGUUUAUUCUUCGUCUCAAUGAAGCUUCCAUGCCGGCACAUUUUCGAAGCAAGAAAGAAUUUGGGCUUGUCACUUUGUGUCGUUGAGCUUUGUGACGAGCGAUGGACGCGUAAAUAUUUUUUCGAAAAGCAGCGUGUUUUUAACCCGAGCGAUGGAAAUAUUGACGUUCCGUCUCCUAAAGUCACUCAAAAUAUACUAAGACGUCGCGUUCUUUCACAAAGUGAUCGGUAUCGAAAAGCUUUUCUUCUCGCGAAGGAAUCUGCAAGUCUUAUUUCCGAAUCAACAGGUGACGAGUAUAUCCGUCGGAUGCAACAAAUGACUGACAUGAAUGCGGCCUGGAGUCAAAAUACGAAUUAUGAGAUUCCAUCUAGUGAUUCGGUGGAAUACGUGGUUACAAGUACACCCCUUGUUUCCGAAAGUCAGCAUUAUUCGGAGCCUGAUUCUGAAUCUGCGAUGUCGCAUUCAAUUAAUGUUGAGUCAGAGAAACACGAGAUUACCAAAAACAAUUACUUCGAGGAGCUGGAUUUAUUUUCGCCGGUCAACAAUUUCAUUUCAAAUCUGGACGAUUCUGAUAAUUUAUCAAGCAGUUCAUUGCACUAUUCUUCGGAUGAUGAUGCUGCUCUAGAUAUCGUCCUCUCAUCACCAGCUGAUAAUGUCAACGAACUCAUUGGGGAUUUCAACAAUAAUGCCGUGGCGAAUUUGAGUGCGGUUGUUUGUGCUCCAAAUGAGCGAGAAGCGAUGAAUAAUGAAAACUUAUGCUCCAAUCAACGAACAACUGAAGGAUCAAGAAAUUUGGUACAGCAAAAGUCGGCUGGGGGAAUAAUUCCCAUCACUUCAAACUCGAAAAAAACAGUAUCGGAAUUUAGCUCGAUCAUUAUGCCUCCGGUAAUUAAACGACGCGGUCGCCCAAAAGGUUCUGAGAAGACUGUUAUCGGUCUUACGAGGAAAAGGAAGUCACAGAAAGGUAACUCGAACUUACCGUUCAAAAAAAAAAGAGAAUCUGAAAAAAUGAAAACCAUUUUGUAUUGGCUGGCUGACGCGAGUUUGGCGAAAUCUGCUUUGUAUGAAGGUAGGAUGAUCGAAAAAGAAGAAGUUGAAACACGACCGGAAAAAUUGUCUCAUGCUUUGAUUGAUGACGAAGUCAAUGUUGCAAUUGUUGAAAAAUAUUUCACAAACGAGGCUUGGCAACUGAUUAAAAAAGCGAUAGACUCGAAAAAAAAACAAAAUGUAUAUCAUUGUGGCAAAUGUUCUGUUAAUUUAGAUGACACUGUUGAUUCCGUCGAUAGCAGCGUCGAUGGUAGUAUAAUUGAUAAAAAAACAUCGAUUGGGUGUGAUUACUGUUUGAUCUGGUAUCAUUUGUCGUGCGUUUCCUUAAAAAAAAAACCAAAGACGAAAUUUUGGAAAUGUCCAAAAUGUUAACUUUUACUCCUAAUUAAUUAACGUUAAAGAUUGAUUCAUGAUCUCAAUUUAAAAUUGAUAUGUUAUACGAUCAUUUUAUGACAAAAUUCUAUCGAUUUAGUAAUUGUUUCGGAAUUCUUCCUGAUACAGUACUAAAACCAUGAUUUCUCAAAAUGUAUUAUUUUGAUGAUACUUUGACUUAUGACUUCAUUUAAAUGAAUCUGUGAUACAAGAAUAAGAUUUCUUCGUCAAAUGAAAAUGGUUUUUUAUUUAAAUGUUAUUAUUUUUUUGAAAUGUAUCUGAGAUUCGAUGUGAACUCUACUGCGUCACUCCAAAUGUAUCUUCAAUUUUUCAUGCUAUGAUUAUAAUAUAUCGUUGUUGAAAAUUAA